Messenger RNA from Priceomyces carsonii, 3678 nucleotides. RefSeq lists its product as uncharacterized. Gene Ontology annotation, biological process: retrograde transport, endosome to Golgi; Golgi to vacuole transport. The record is from RefSeq and is a predicted model, not a curated record. Lineage: Eukaryota; Fungi; Ascomycota; Pichiomycetes; Serinales; Debaryomycetaceae. The coding region runs from base 1 to 3678 and encodes 1225 amino acids. The transcript has a single exon. Gene Ontology annotation, molecular function: syntaxin binding. Gene Ontology annotation, cellular component: GARP complex.
AUGUCCGAGGGAUCAUCAAUAACGAAUUCACCGCAAAUUCGGAAUUCGUUCACAUCAAACAGGUUAUCAACAGAUGGGACAAUCAACUUGAAUGAUGACUUGGCUGUAGAGUCCGAAUACUCAUCAAGUUCGUUUUUAUCCCACCAAGGUAAGAGCACUCAUAAGAGAUCAGGAUCUGCUAUAUCAUUCAGAACUAGCGUUGAUGCGGACAGCAGCUUUCUGUCGUCAGCCUAUUUCCCCAUAUUUAAUCAAAGCAACCAAGAAGAAAAACAAGGGAUCCCAAAGGAUGAAUUUUCUCCUUUGGGCCCUAACUCUAUUUACGAAUUAACAUUUGCAUCAGACUUGGCUAGGUCUAGAAGGAGUAGAACUCCAAAAACAUCUGUCACAAUUAAUGGGGGACUAACAAGUGUUCACAACUUGAUAGCGCCAAGUAAGCUGGACAUCCCUCAAGUUCAGUUGCUGAAAUUGACAAAGAAAGUAAAAAAUGAAGAUUUGGAAUCUCAUUUAUAUCGUGAAGUGGCCCAAGAAUAUAAAAAAUUCGAACUGAGUUAUAAACAACUUACCGAAGAUACACUUCAAAAGCUUGCUCAACAAGACAGCAGCUUCAAACGUGAAAUUGAUGGAUUUUCGUCCUCAUCUUUAUCUAGUUUGCACGAUAAUCGUGAUGUCGACGUCCUUGACAUGUCUGCCAUACCUGAAGUGUUUCGGAAUGAUGAUUUUAGAUUGGAUGACCCAAGAGUUUUUAAACAAGUGAUUGAAGGAUGUGAAUUGCUACCAGGGAACUCUAAAAAUGAUGAGGAGACUACAAUGUUUCUAAACAAUACGGAUAUCCAGGAAAAGCUAUCUCAAUACUUAGUCAUUGUUGAAAUUAAUCUUGUAAAAGCAAUCGAAAACUCAUCAGAGGAAUUUUUCAGUACUAUAGGUGAUAUAGAAGAAGUCCAGAAACAGUCUAAAUCAUGCAUUGACCAAUUCAAUAUUGUUUCCCAAAGAUUAGAGCAAUUACAAGAUAUGAAAUCUAAAAAAGGAUUAGCCAUCCUAAAAAAGUUGAAUGAAAGAAAAAAAGCAGAACAGCUCGAAUCUUCGUUGAUGCAAAUACAGUAUAUUACUACAUUGUUUGAAUUAGCUAAGAAAUCUUUCGCUAAUAAGAAUUUUUCGAGGUGCCUUAAUGAAAUUGUCAUGGUCGAAAAUUUAAUCGUCGGUGUUGAUUAUAAUCAAUUACUAGACGAAGAGACAAGGAAAUGCUAUCCUAAAUUUAAAUUACCAAUAAUCGAUAUUUCGGCACUCCCAGCAUUAGUUCAUAUGAGAAAUGAUUUAGAGAAUCUAAAGUCUGAGACUGCGAAAGGUUAUGUCAGUGACUUUGCUGAUCUUCUCUUAGAUGACCUACGUUCACAUUACAAAAAUGUACCCAUACAAGAUACUAUGAACCGAAUCUAUGUGGCAGCUUCUAAAAAUCGUAAUAAGAAUGCGGAAAUUUUAAACAUGUCUUAUAAAAUUAUGGAUGCUAAUACGAAAGAAAAACUUAAUCAUUUCGUUGAAAAUUUAGCUAAAUCGGGACACCUAAUAUCAGCAUACUCGAGUUACCAAGACAAAAUCAUUAUAGAAAUCAAAAAUAUAAUCAAAGAAAAGUUACCUGAGACAGGAAGAGCCCUGGUAGAUUCCUCAAGCGCUCCAUCGAGGUCAUCCUCAGUUCCUCCAGAAACGAAUAGUGGCCAAAAUCAUGUUUCUACAAGUAAUUCGCUAUCAUUUACAAUUCGGUCUUUAACUCCAAAUGAGUUCGAGGAAAUGCUCCGGAGCAUCUAUGCCAGCUUAUCGGAAUGUUUACGCCAUCUUACUAUACAGCAAAAGGUUUUGCUUGAUUUCGCCCUUAAAGUUAUUCCACCGGCUCAGUCGCAACAAGUAGAUGUCAUGUCCUUAGAUAUAACUGUCGCCAUUAAUAAAGCAAUAGAACUAACUCAAAUCAGACUCACAAAAGUUAUAAAUGUCCGACUGGAGCAAAUUGCUGACCUAAACUUUGAAUACUAUUCCAGAUUUUAUUCGUUAUCGUCAGCAUACCUAUAUGAAUGCGAAAUGAUCAAUCCUGGCUACGUUGCAAGUGGAGGUGGUAAUUCUUUAAACGAAUGGAUGAAGCAUCAUGUUAACUAUUUCGUUCAUAGGUUUCAUCUGAAUUCAUUGAAAUCGAUAGCUACUUAUUGUGACAAAGAAACUUGGGAAAAAGUCACCGAUUUGAAAGCUUUAAGUACCGAUCAAAAUAUAAUUGACGAAAUCAGUAGCUACUCAGAGUUUAUACAAAGUAAAGGGGCCCAUGGAGAUUCCUGUGAUAACUGGCUCAAAUCGUGUGACUUGUACAAAGAAAACGAUGAGAGUGCUGUUCCCGAGAGCGAAGUGAUCACAAAAAAUAGAAAUGGUAAGAUAACUGUUGAAAAUGAGUCCUUUAUAAUCCCUUCGUUAGUGUCAAAGUCUUUAAUUCAGAUGAAGCAAUACUUAUCUAUCGGAAAAUUGUUCCCAAACACUUUAUCUUUAAUUGAGCAUAAUAUAUUGUCUUUUUAUAAGCUUAUGAACUCAAAAACAGCUCAAGCAGUUUUGAAUGCAGGUGCAACUAGAACGGCAGGAUUAGAACAUAUAAAGACGAGGCAUUUGGCACUCUGCAUCCAGUUUAUCGACCUCAAUAUCGUUAUUUUGGGGAUUACUGAAAAUAUUUUUAAGCAGUCGCGCUCAGCAUCUCCUCCGAUUCAAGGUAAGGAGCCAUUAACCUUUGAACGUAUCAUCGGUUAUUAUAAGGACCAUGACAAUGAGCUCACUUCAAAAUUAGUCUCAAUAAUGUAUGAUCGUACUGUGGGUCAUUGUAAUGCAAUUAGUUCAAUUGACUGGUCACAACCACUUAAGAGCUCUCAGCAAUGUCAUCCUUAUAUGGAUGUUUUGGUAAAAGAAACCACCACUGUAACCAAGGUUUUAUCAAGGUAUUUGCCAGAGCUUAAGUGUGCCAUGAUUUUACUGAAAAUAUUCGACAACUAUAAGAAAUUGUUGGUAGAAUGCUUUUGUACUAAAUUACCCCAGUUCAAAGAUUUCAACGAAAAGCAUUCUGUUUUGAAAGAUAUUGAUUAUUUUAGGGUUAAGCUUUGUGAAUUGCCUGGCUACGGAAAUUCUGGCCAAGUGAUAUGGGAGAACGUGAAUUCUUUGCCAACAUUUGAAGAUACUAAGAUGGAAGAAAUCAUGAGAAAUAACAUUGAAGGUGAAAGAAAAAAGAAGAUUGAACAGGAGAAAUUAGAACAAGAAGAUCAUGAUAUGAAGUCCAGCCAAGAUGUCAUGUCAGAUCAUGAACCAAAAAGCUUAUCUCCAAAAGCCAGGCCGAAUGAUCAAUCACAAGCGGACAAAAACGAGUCAUUAGAAUCAAGUGACUUAAAAGUCGACGAAAAAGAAACCUCAAGCUUAAUAAAAGAUAAGGAUGAGAAAGAGCUAGAAGCUUUGACGGCAAAUAGCUUAAAAGAAGAGGACAAAGAUUCAUCGACCUUAGACGAAGAUGAUGAGGAAACUGGCAAGUCUCAGGAGUUGAAGAAAGACAAUUCUGAAAGCAUUGAUAAGGGAAAAGAAAGUGAUACUCCAGCAAACACGUCCGAACCUGAUCCCGAAAGCUUAUCUGAACCCGAAAGGAUACCUAAACCUGACAGCUCAAAAACCUGA